Acanthosepion pharaonis is the source of this 1644-nucleotide messenger RNA. The record is from the annotation of a GenBank genome assembly. NCBI's taxonomy places the organism in Eukaryota, Metazoa, Mollusca, Cephalopoda, Sepiida, Sepiidae.
AUGAAGUCUUGUUCCAAAGAUAAGCAACGAAGACUCCUCCGGUUGUAUCUCCACUUUAUAGUAGAAACUGUAGCCGUCACGCCAAAAAGGACCCGCUGGAACAGGGCAGUCGUCUCUCGAACCGGGCAGUCGUCUCUCAAACCGGGCAGUCGUCUCUGGAAUCGGGCAGUCGUCAUUCGAACCGGGCAGUCAUCUCUGGUACCGGACAGUCGUCAUUCAAACCGGGCAGUCGUCUAUCGAACCGGGCAGUCGUCUAUCGUACAGGGCAGUAGUCAAUCAUCAUCCUCGUCGGCUCCCUCGGUUCCCACUGCCAAAGCCUUCAGUCACAUUCAUUUUAUAGACCAUGACGAAGCAGCCGAUUGGUUAAGUGGGAGAGUUUUACAUAUGCGUAGGAGCACUCCGCCAAUUCUCUCUUCCUCCAACUGCUCCGUGACACCAUACGCAUGCAAUGCGUGGAGGUUUUCGGAUAUGAUGUCGCUCUGUUCAUUAUCUAUCUAUCUAUCUAUCAGAGUCUUUUCAUUAAUCUAUCUAUCUAUCUAUCUAUCUAUCUAUCUAUCUAUCUAUCUAUCUAUCUGGGUCUGUUCAUUAUCUAUCUAUCUAUCUAUCUAUCUAUCUAUCUAUCUAUCUAUCUAUUUAUCUAUCUAUCUGAGUCUGUUCAUUAUCUAUCUAUCUAUCUAUCUAUCUAUCUAUCUAUCUAUCUAUCUAUCUGAGUCUCUUUAUUAUCUAUCUGAGUCUCUUCAUUAUCUAUCUAUCUAUCUCAGUCUUUUCAUAUCUAUCUAUCUAUCUAUCUAUCUAUCUAUCUAUCUAUCUAUCUAUCUCAUCUCUUCAUUAUCUAUCUAUCUGAGUCUCUUUAUUAUCUAUCUAUCUGAGUCUGUUCAUUAUCUAUCUAUCUAUCUCAGUCUUUUCAUAUCUAUCUAUCUAUCUAUCUAUCUAUCUAUCUAUCUAUCUCAGUCUGUUCAUAUCUAUCUAUCUAUCUAUCUAUCUAUCUAUCUGAGUCUCUUUAUUAUCUAUCUGAGUCUCUUCAUUAUCUAUCUAUCUAUCUCAGUCUUUUCAUAUCUAUCUAUCUAUCUAUCUAUCUAUCUAUCUAUCUAUCUAUCUAUCUAUCUAUCUAUCUCACUAAGUCUGUUCAUUAUCUAUCUAUCUAUCUAUCUAUCUAUUUAUCUAUCUAUCUAUCUAUCUGAUCUCUUUAUUAUCUAUCUAUCUGAGUCUGUUCAUUAUCUAUCUAUCUCAGUCUUUUCAUAUCUAUCUAUCUAUCUAUCUAUCUAUCUAUCUAUCUAUCUAUCUCAGUCUGUUCAUAUCUAUCUAUCUAUCUAUCUAUCUGAGUCUGUUCAUUAUCUAUCUAUCUAUCUGAGUCUGUUCAUUAUUUUUCUAUCUAUCUAUCUAUCUAUCUAUCUAUCUAUCUAUCUAUCUAUAUAUCUAAGUCUCUUCAUUAUCUAUCUAUCUGAGUCUGUUCAUUAUCUAUCUAUCUCAGUUUUUUCAUAUCUAUCUAUCUAUCUUUCUCAGUCUGUUCAUAUCUAUCUAUCUAUCUAUCUAUCUAUCUAUCUAUCUAUCUAUCUAUCUAUCUCAGUCUGUUCAUAUCUAUCUAGCUAUCUAGCUAUCUCCGUCUGUUUAUAUGUAUCAACCCAAACAGCAUGUGAUUUUUGA